This is a messenger RNA of Haliaeetus leucocephalus (bald eagle), 2211 nucleotides long. Its product is annotated as keratin, type II cytoskeletal 8-like. Gene Ontology annotation, biological process: intermediate filament organization; keratinization. Bases 1 to 2211 code for a protein of 736 amino acids. The transcript is spliced from 15 exons. Gene Ontology annotation, molecular function: structural constituent of skin epidermis. Lineage: Eukaryota; Metazoa; Chordata; Aves; Accipitriformes; Accipitridae. The record is from RefSeq and is a predicted model, not a curated record. Gene Ontology annotation, cellular component: keratin filament.
AUGUGUGGCAGAAAUUCAGGCAGGGAGGUUCUUGGAGGAGGCUUUGGUAGAAGUGCCUUUGGUGAACAAGGGGCUGGACAGGGUUUUGGGCAGGCUGGUGUUGGCAGAGGCAUCGAGGCAGUCCGUGUCAACACCAACCUGCUGAGGCCAAUACAAGUACAAGUUGAUCCCGAGUUCCAGAGAGUGCGGUCAGAUGAGAAAGAGCAGAUCAAGGCUCUCAACAACAAAUUUGCAUCAUUCAUCAAUAAGGUUCAAUGUCUUGAGCGGCAGAACCAGGCUCUGCUGGCCAAAUGGGAACUUCUGCAGCAGCAAAGUGCCCGACCGGAGGAGAGCAGAAAUAUCACCUCUUUCUUCCAAUCUUACAUCAGCAACCUGCAGAGGCAGCUAGAAAUGCUCCAGAGCCAGAAGGAGCAGCUGGAUCCAGAAGCUUAUAAUAUGCUUCUGCUUGUUGAAGAUUAUAAAAAGAGAUUUGAGGAUGAGAUCAACAAGCGUGCAUCUAAAGAAGAGGAGUUUGUGGAGCUUAAAAAGGAACUGGACAGUGCCUACAUGGGAAAAAUGGAGUUUGAUGUUCGGGUGGAAAUACUGAAGCAGGAUCUUGAGUUCCUCAGAUGCUUACAUGAAGCUGAGCUGUCCCAGCUUCAAACAGUAGUUGGCAACACCAAUGUCGUUCUGUCCAUGGACAACCAUAGAGAACUGAACAUGGAUGGCAUCAUUGAAGAAGUCAGGCAGGAGUAUGAGACAAUUGCUCAGAGAAGCAAAGCUGAAGUAGAUGCCAUGUAUCAGGGCAGGUACCAGGACCUUCAGAACAUGUGGGUAAAUCAACGUGAGCAAGUGAGGAACAGUUAUCAGGAAAUCCAGGAACUUAUCAGGCAGAUCCAAAGACUACAACAAGAAAUUGAAAUUGCAAGGAGAAAGAAUAACAGCCUCCAAGAAACCAUUAAAGAUGCUGAGCAGCGUGGGAGCUCUGCCAUCACAGAUGGCCAGCAAAAGCUUCAGGAUUUGGAAAAUGCCCUGCAGCAGGCCAAAGAUGAUCUCACUCGCCUUCUUCAUGAUUAUCAGGAGCUCCUGAACGUGAAAUUGGCCCUGGAUAUUGAAAUUGCCAUGUAUAGAUCACUUCUUGAGGAGGAGGAGACCAGGAGCUGCAAAAGUGAAGGUAUUUGUGAGGUGCACGUCAGUGAAAGCCUGCUGCAGCCUCUUGAUGUGAAGGUCGACCCUGAAAUCCAGCACAUCCGAAAGCAGGACAGAGAGCAGAUGAAGAUCCUCAAUAACCAGUUUGCCUCUUUGAUUGACAAGGUACAGCAUCUGGAGCAGCAGAACAGGGUGCUGGCCACCAAAUGGGACCUAUUGCAAAAGCAGGUGCUGCCAUCCCAGAAGAACACCAAGCACGUCUUCGACAACUUCAUUUGCAGCCUGCAGAGGUGGCUGGACUCGCUGCUGCGUGAGCAGGGGCAGAUGGAACCUGAGCUGAACGACACAGAGAAGCUCGUUGAAGAGUUCAGGUGCAAAUACAAGCAGGAAGUAAGCAGACGCACGGCUGCUGAGAACGAGUUUGUGUUAUUGAAGAAGGAUGUGGACUGUGUCUAUCUGGCCAAGGCAGAGCUGGAAGCAAAGGUGGAAACCCUAAAGCAGGAGAUAGAGUUCCUGAAAUGUGUUUCUGCUCAGGAAAUCGCUGAGCUGGUGAGAAGUCCCUGUGACACCUCUGCCAUUGUGAAAAUGGACAACAGCCGAGGCCUGGACACGGAGGGCAUCCUCAGGAGUGCUGAGUGUUGGUAUGAGGACAUAGCUCAGAAAAGCAAAGCAGUGUUGGAUGCGCUGUGCAGAACUAGGUUCCGAGAGCUGGAGGAGGCAAAGGGGAGAGAUUGCAAUGAAAUGAAGUCCCGCCAGCAAGAGAUUGAAGAGCUGAGUUUUGUGAUCCAGAGAAGGCAGUGUGACCUUGAAAAUGUGAAGAAGGAGGUGUCCUCUCUGCAAACAUCAGUUUGUGAGACUGAGCAUUGCAGGGACUGUGCCCUCAAACACAUCCAGGAGAAGCACGUUGAGCUGCAGGAUGCCCUCCAGAAGGCCAAGGAUGAGCUGGCUUGCAUGCUGCGGGAUUACCAGGAGCUGCUGAAUGUCAAUCUGGCCCUGGAUAUCGAGAUUGCAACAUAUAAGACUCUACUGGAGGGUGACGAGAGCAGGAUACGCCUUGGGAGCCCUGUGAGAGUGUGUAAGUAA